AUGUAUCUUUUGAAGCUUUUUGAGGCAGUGAGUAAGAGUGUUGUGGCAUCGUUAUUAGCUCGAAACGGGGAUGCUUUUCAUCUUGCAGUUUUGAAGGCAUAUAUGGCGACCUUCGACUUUGGCUCUGUACCGAUGGACAUGGCGCUAAGGAAAUUGCUUAUGGAAGUCGAACUGCCCUCAGAAACUCAACAAAUCGACCGUGUUCUUCAGACAUUCGCAGACCGGUACCAUGACUGCAACCCAUUUAUUUACCAAGAUUCGGAUCAGGCCUACUACGUCGCUUUUUCGUUGAUCAUGUUGCACACCGAUUUUUUCAACAAGAAUAAUAAGCAUAAGAUGCAAAAGCCAGAUUAUGUCAAGAAUACAUCACGUGCCAUCGCAAACGAAGGAUUGUCUAGCGAGAUACUUGAGUGUUUUUACCACAAUAUCACCUAUACACCUUUCAUUCGCAUGGAAGACGAGUUCGAUAUCAACGGAGAGAAGAUAGUACCCCAUAGGCCGAAGAGAGGUAUUUUCAAUAGAGCUCACGCAGAUGGAAAACGGCUCAAGGAGCCGAUUGAUCCCUAUGCGAUUAUAAUUGACCAGCAGCUCGAUCUCUUGAGACCUAGUCUGAAAGAUGUGGUGCAAAUUGAAGAUCCAUAUAGUUAUUCCGGCACAGCAUCACGAUUGGAUAUGGCAUCUUUACAUCGGGCAUUCUUCCGAUCCGGGGUCUUACAGAUCAUGUCUGCGCGUUCUAGGCCUGAUGCAUUCUUACUGCCCGCCACUAUGGAGAAUCCAGAGGGUGCGGAUCCUGGAGUAGUGGAAAUCAAAGUAACAAAAGUCGGUAUCUUGUGGAGAAAGGAAAUGAAAAAGAAGAAGACCAGAAGCCCGUGGCACGAAUGGGGUGCUAUUCUCACUGGAUCACAACUCUACUUUUUCAGAAACUUGAGUUGGAUUAAAAAUCUUAUGCAGCAGUACGAAUCUCAUCACAAGCACAACCCUGGCACUCCGGUCACUUUCAAGCCCCCAUUGGAGCAGUUCAAACCCGAUGCGCAGAUAUCGACGGACGACGCGGUUGCUUUAUUGGAUAAGGGUUACAAAAAGCAUAAGAAUGCCUUCGCAUUUGUGCGACAUGGAGGUAUGCAGGAAUAUUUCAUCGCGGAUUCGGAGUUGGAAAUGAAUGAUUGGCUUGCCAAAUUAAAUUAUGCGGCUACUUUUCGCUCAGCUGGUGUUCGAAUGCGGGGUGUUGUUGGGGGGAAUUAUGAAGGACAGAGGGCAAGGGGUAUCCGAAUGAUGGAUAGCAUUACUGGACCUUCGGGCUCGCAUUCGGUUCAGACACCUUCCGGAGAGCUUGCCGCGGAAAUUGCGGCAGCUCGUAGGGAAGUGAUUGAACACAAGAUAUCUGACUCGGAAGAUAAGCUGGCGGAUUGCAAUCGUCAACUACAGAUCCACCUCCGGAAUGCAAAGCAUUUGACCAUACUGACACCGAUCCAGCCAAAGGCAAGGGAACAAGUUGUGAUGGCCGCAGGCGCGUUGGCAGCAAAGUUACAGUGGAUACGGAUGGAGAUGUGGAAGCUGAGAUGCCAUCGGGAUAUUUUGGCAAUGGACUCUGAUGAGGAACGUAAGUCUGCGAGAGAGCGGGCCGGAAGAAAUUUGGCCAUAGUUACCCCUCAGAUAAGUUGUCAGAAUUCACCUGCAUCAUCAAUACAUGGUGCAUCUCCUACAUCGCCAUUGUCAGGGGGGCCAACUCCUACACAGGCCACAUUUACCUCUGUUUCUGCUGUUGAGGAACUUUCUCAGGCUACUUCGCCCGUAUCAACCCAAAAGAAUGGAUCUACAUGGGAUUUUACUUCAGGGGUUAGCCACAGCGCUAGAGGGUCUAUGUCAUCAGCUGUUCCCCGAUCUCCGUCAUUAUCAUCCAUGUUACCUAAUGGGACAACGUCUUCCACUCAGGUUAAUGAUGACCAAAGCUUUGAAACUGGCCACAGUCACCGUUCACUUACACCGACUCUUUCCGAGUCUAGCUUUGGCGCGGAAAUUGGUAAAGAGAAGGAUGAGGAUAAGGAAAAAGAGAAGGAGAAGGAGAAAGAUAAUGAAGAGGGCAAAGGCAAGGGCAAAGACAAAAGUAAAGCAAAAGAUAAAGAUUCCGGCCGUCCAAAAAUACGAAGGAGUCUGCAAAGAACCUUGAGAGAGUCCCAAGCACUUAGCCAUAGGAGAGGAAAGUCAAGGGAUGUGUCUAAUGACGAUCCCUCGAAAAAUAGUGAAGGGCAUCCCGGCGAGACUGAAGGCUUGGCCCGUGGCUCUGGAAGUUUUACCGUUCAUGGAAAGAAAGCCAGUGUUAUUACUUUUGGCUCCGAAUGGCAAAACCUAUCUGCUGAAGAUAGGCUUAGACGAAACAAGUCAAAUCAACCCGGGACAGAAUCUGAUUCUAUGCUUGACUCGGAAUCGCUCCCGAGCACGUUAUAUCCUAGCCGACGAGGAUCGCAGCAGCCAUUUUCUCGCAGGGAGGAUGAUGUUGAUUUGCUGCACUUACCUUCUGCUAAUAGUAGACGAGGCUCUCAUACUGGCCCGAUUCUGGUCCCAGCGAGGAUAGAGGAUGAGCUUCCAGACGUCCCGGAGCACACUGAUGUCUUUUCACCUGGAGCAGAGGAGGAGCUGAUCGAGAAGUUAAACGGCGUGAAAGCUAAUGAAAGCAUUGCUACUAACCCUGAGGCGGGCGCAUCUACUGGUUGAUUUACUAUAUGCCGCCUGUGCCCUCUCUUUCAUUUCUUAUUUUUUUUCGUUGUGGGGGCUGUGGGGUUGGGUUUUUUUAUGGGGUUGAAGGGGGGCCCUGAUUUUACGUUUAACAUAUCCUUUGUCCGGUUUCCCUGAUCACUCUCAACGGCUUUCAUUUUGUUAUUUUUGCGCAAACUUGGGAUAUCCAAUACUUCUAGAGACGAAUUAGGGUUUGGGGGGGAAAGUAUCGUUUUCUCAUUUUCUUGCUCUGGAUGUUUGGUUUGGUGCGAGGGUUGGUUGAAUUUUUUUCCUCACAAAACAAGGUUUUGUGCAUCGCUACUAUUUUUUCUCUAUCUCUAGCCGUGGAGGGCGUUCGAGUCUUCUGUUUUUUUCAUUUUUGUUAGCGUCGUGCAUUGUACCGGUAUUUUAAAUGGGAUUUUGUUAUGUUUU
This is a messenger RNA of Tuber melanosporum (Perigord truffle), 3144 nucleotides long. RefSeq lists its product as uncharacterized. Bases 1 to 2712 code for a protein of 903 amino acids. Gene Ontology annotation, molecular function: guanyl-nucleotide exchange factor activity. NCBI's taxonomy places the organism in Eukaryota, Fungi, Ascomycota, Pezizomycetes, Pezizales, Tuberaceae. The transcript has 5 exons. The record is from RefSeq and is a predicted model, not a curated record. Gene Ontology annotation, biological process: regulation of ARF protein signal transduction.